AUGGCAAGGCCAAAGAACCAGGCCGCUGAGGUCGACGCACCCGAAGGAGCAACAGCUGGCCCAUCCACAUCCACAGCAACACCACCACCAACAACAACAAAACCCACCACCGCCACCAAAAAGGCAUCCAAAUCAAGAAAACAAAAGCAACCCGUUCUAGAGACACUCCGCACCGUCGUCCCCAACAUCUUUCAGGAAUGUCAAAAGUCUGCGGCCAAUCAUCGCAAAAAUGCCAUCAUGCUCCGUAAGAUUCAGGAACAAUGUGCGGAGGCUGCUGGGGAGAAUGGGGAGGCGGCCUUUAACAAGGAGUUUAUUCGGAACCUGAACGUCGUUUUGGCCAUCAAGAAGGUCGAGGCGACUGCUGACCGAGUCGUCCAGUUUGUGUCCACCUUUAUUCUGUGCACAUGCGAGAAAGAUAGAAAGCCAGAGGCAGAGAACAUGGACGAGGAGGAAGAGGAUGAAGACGAGGACAGCUCAAUAUCUGCGACGUUUGUCGAGCACUUGAUGCGGCAUCUAUUGAAAGGAAUCACCGUCAAGGAGAAGCUUGUCCGUGUGCGCUGCUGCAAGCUGAUCGCACUGAGCAUCAACUCUGUCGGCGCGCUGGAGAACGAUUUGUACGUGGAACUUCAGAAGAGCCUCAUGGAGCGAACCCGCGACAAGGAAUCACAAGUUCGUGUCCAGGCUCUUUUUGCCCUCUCCAAGAUGCAAGGCAACGGCGACGAGGAAGACGACGAAGAGGAGGAAGAAGGAGGCACUAUUAUCGAAAAGUUUUUGGACUUGUUGCAACAUGACCCAGCGGCUGAGGUCCGUCGGUCUGCAAUCUUCAACAUUGCCCAAUCCAAAGAUACCCUCCCAUAUAUUCUCGAACGUGCACGCGACACAGACACGUACAACAGGAGAGCUGUCUUUACAAAGCCCAUGAGCGAAAUUCGCGACUUUCGUAUGCUCUCAAUCGGUGAGAGAGAAAGGCUGCUCCGCUAUGGUCUUACCGACAGAGACGACGGUGUCAAGAAGGCGUGUACAAAGAUGCUUGCGACCAAGUGGAUUAACCAGGCGGACGAUAACCUCAUCGAGUUCUUGGAGCGUCUGGAUGUUAUGGGAAGCAGUGUCGCCGAGGAUGUGUUGAAUGCCUUCUUUGACUACCGAGCGGACGUCAUUGACACGCUUAGUUUUAAUGACAUCUUUUGGGUCAACCUCUCCGUGGAGUCCUCUUUCCUUGUCAGGGUUUUUACAGAGUUCUGUCGUCGCAAGGAUGACGACGCUCAGUUUGACAAAGUCGUCCCAGAGGUUGUUAGACACGCGUUUUACAUUCAAAAGUACAGCAACAUCAUGCAGCAGGCAGAAGAGGAGGACCGACCAGAGGCAGAGUUCAUCGUGACACAGCUCCUCAUGAUCGCCCGUCUCUUGGAUUAUGCGGAUGAAAUUGGACGUCGCAAAAUGUUUGGCCUCCUUCGCGAGAUGUUGCUGCUGAAUGAUCUUCCGGACAAACAUCUGGAAUGUAUUGUGGAGACCAUGCGUAAGAUCUCGUUGAACGAAAAGGACUUUACGCGUAUCAUCAUUGAGAUUAUUUCGGAUCUUAGCGAGAGCACGGAGGCUGAACAGGAGGAUGCGACAAACCAGUCUGAGGCUGAAGACGAUGACUCACUAGACGACAUGAGCAUGGACCUAUUAGACCCAGAUGCAUCGAGGAAGCGGAAACACAGUGCGGUCGACAAGUCAAGGAGGAACUCUUCCGCAACGGUCGUCGACGAAGCUGAUAAGGCGCGCAAGGAUCUUGAAAGAAUGUUGAACAAAAUCCGCUGUCUCACCAUCACAAAGUAUAUGUUGGAGCGAUCCUCGGAGCAUCUUCAGGAAAGUUCGUACAUGUUUGGUCUUUUGAACACGUUGGUGGUCCCAGCGCUCGCUUAUCCGGAAGAAGUGAUGCAGGAUCUUGGUCUUCAGUGCCUCGGCUUGAUUUGCUCGUUGGAGAAAGCUCUUGCGGCGGACAACAUGGAACUCUUCUUGACCUGUGCCUUUGCCGAAAAUGCCUCCACACUCCUUCAUGUCCUGUCAGUGAAGAUUAUGUUUGAUCUUAUCUUGACUUUCGGUAUGGGACCCAUGUCAUCCCAGGUCGGAGAGGAGAGGAUCAACGCUGAUUUGAAGAAGACCUUGGAGAGCGAAGAACCCGAAGUUCAGGCUGUUGCUGUGGAGGGAAUCGCCAAGUUGAUGCUCACCAAGGUUUUGCGCGACGCAGAGAUCUUGCGAACGUUGAUCAUCCUCUACUUUGACCCCGCGACAGCAAAGAACAACCACUUGCGUCAGUGUCUCAGUUACUUCUUGCAGGUGUACUUUCACUCUUCGUACGACAACCAGGUCAUGCUCAGCGAGAUGGCAGUUCCUAUCAUGGUUAAGCUGAUCGAGAUGCACCAGGAGUACAAGAAUGAGAUGCCAACAUGUGUCAUUAUGGGGCAGCAACUGCUGGAGUGGUGUGAGCCCCGCCGUGGAUUGGAAGCUGAUCCUGAGAAGGGUCCUGUGAACAAAAACAUCGAUUACGGUCUCCAAGCCAACAUUGCCAUCGAUAUUGUCAAGGCCAUGUUUGCCGAAACUGCCUAUGUCAGGAAAUUUUUGGCAAAUAUUCUUCACAAGAUUCCGUUGGACGACGACGCCGGCGAGAUCCGACUCAAGAAAUUGACUCUCUUGAUUGGAAACCUCAAAACCAAACGGCCCUUGGUCGAGCCGUCGGGUAAAAAGUACUUGAUGACGGUCGAGAAGAAUAUUCUCAAGAUGUUUAGUGAAGCACCUGAGGCGCUGGGGGAUGACGAAUUGGCAAAGUUGGCGGAGCUGACCGACGAGCUUUCGUUUGUCAACAAGUUUACCGAGCCACCGUCAACUGAAAAGCAGAACGAUGACACACAGAAUACUAAAGGCCCGAAAACAAGAGCGAAGAGGGAGGCGUCGUCGAAGGCAAAGGAGAAAGAAGACAAGUUCAAGAAGAUGAUGGACGAGGUAGACGCAAUGUUGGAGACGUCCUCUUCUGAGAAGGAGGACACCCCGCCGGGCGACGACUCUGGAUCGGAUAUCUUUGACGAGAGCGACAACGAUGAUGACGAGUAA
Messenger RNA from Linnemannia hyalina, 3093 nucleotides. NCBI's taxonomy places the organism in Eukaryota, Fungi, Mortierellomycota, Mortierellomycetes, Mortierellales, Mortierellaceae. The record is from the annotation of a GenBank genome assembly.